CGCUCACCUCACGCGCCAACUCACAGCAUCGAGCCUCACCAUUGAUAUCUUAUAUCUAACACUGCAGUCCUUCUUGAAUACACUAGUGAAAAAUGUCAUCAACUACGCGAGCGGUCCUAGACCGGGUUUACCUGGUUUACUUUCUGAUCCAUAUUCCCGUUAUGCUCUGCGUCGACCUAGUCCCGCUGUACCCGCACUCUCUGUGGCAGCCCUCGGGCGCGCCUCUCCGGUUCCUGGGGGAGUUGCGCGAGUACUACGUGGCGACGUACAACGACCAGUUCUUCAAGCCGCCGCCGGCGGAGAUCCCGAGCUUUUUCACGCUUUUCGCCUUCUUUGAGCUGACGUUCCACCUGCCCGUGUCGCUGUGGGCCGUCAGCGCGCUCAAGGGAGGUAGAUUACGCUCUGGCGGCGCUGAGCUGAUGCUGCUCGUUUAUGGCCUGCAGACUGCCAUCACGACUUUUACGUGUAUGUACGAUGCUGCGCUGUGGGACCCAGCUGUUGUCACUUUUGAGCAGAAGAGGACGCUGGUUGGGGGCCUUUAUGGGAGCUAUUUUGCUCUAUCUGUCAUUCUAACUGCUGAUAUGUACGGUCGUGUCUUGAAGCGCAUGAAGAUCGCAGAUGCGGUCAAAAAAGCGCAAUAGUUCCCUGUCGCAUAAUCUAGUCAAGCAGUUCACCUAGCGUAUUGGACAAGCUAUGUGAUAUAUAUGGUGUCACGGUAUGGAUAGAUAAUGGUAUAGAAUUUGGCGGAUACAAGGCUUCCAAAAGGAAGAGCCGAUGCCGUAGGUAUUUCAAAUUUGAACCCU
Messenger RNA from Xylaria bambusicola, 803 nucleotides. Its product is annotated as transmembrane protein 6/97. The record is from RefSeq and is a predicted model, not a curated record. Gene Ontology annotation, cellular component: endoplasmic reticulum. NCBI's taxonomy places the organism in Eukaryota, Fungi, Ascomycota, Sordariomycetes, Xylariales, Xylariaceae. The coding region runs from base 93 to 641 and encodes 182 amino acids. The transcript has 3 exons.